Messenger RNA from Hippocampus comes (tiger tail seahorse), 1977 nucleotides. It is a transcript of the gene slc25a24l, whose product is annotated as solute carrier family 25 member 24, like. Gene Ontology annotation, biological process: transmembrane transport. The record is from RefSeq and is a predicted model, not a curated record. NCBI's taxonomy places the organism in Eukaryota, Metazoa, Chordata, Actinopteri, Syngnathiformes, Syngnathidae. The transcript is spliced from 11 exons. Bases 487 to 1842 code for a protein of 451 amino acids. Gene Ontology annotation, molecular function: calcium ion binding.
CGUAAAUUUGAUUUUUUUUCUUUCCAGGCCAACGUACAUUGAAGCUACACUGGUCGCGCGACCAUCAACAAAUGAAACUAUAUUAUUUUGAAACGACAUUUCCUGUUUUAUUUGCUCUAAGUCUGUUUCAUGACACCCAUCGCAGUCAGCCGCUGGCACAUCAUUUAAUCAUUCCUAGGCGUGUUGUCAGCCACUAUCCUGGUGCUCCAGUAUCAUCCAAGUGAGCGGUGGCGGCUCUGGAUGUGACGUCAUGAUAAGUUUAUGGAUCGGUCACCCUUCAUCCUUGAUUAGGAGUGUCAUCACUUUAUUAGAUGAUGAUAUUAUGGAAUUUACUGGUCCAAAUGGCCAUCAGCUGCAACUAUACAGCGCCACCUGCUGGACCAAGAAGACAAUGUGGUGCAUUGCCUUAGUGAUUUAUAGUGUCUGGUCUGGUUGUGAGUCAGCACGUGAGAGAGGCUGCAGCGCGGUGCGGAUCAUCAUCACCAAAUGGAUCAAUUCCGAGGAUUAUUUGUCAAAUUGGACCGGAACCAGGAUGGUUUCAUCUCGUUGUCAGAGCUGCACAGUGAAAUGACCACGCACGGCAUCUCGGUGGCAGAUGCUAAGGUGCAGAAUGUCAUUAACUCCUAUGAUAAGGACAACAAUGGCCAAUUGGAUUACAACGAGUUUCUCAGCUACAUGAUGGACCGAGAGAGGAAAUGGAAGAUUUGCUUUGACCACCUGGACAAGAACAAGAGUGGGCUCAUUGACCAGGAGGAGAUCAUAUGUUUGUUUAAGGAGUUAGGAGUGGUCAUUUCAAAGGCCCAUGCCAAUAAAGUAAUACAAAUGAUGGACACAGACGGCUCCAUGACAGUGGACUGGGAUGAGUUCCUGCAGCAUGUUAUUCUCAAACCGGUGGACAACAUCGGUGAGCUGGUGUCGUCGUGGAAACACAGUCUGGUAUUCGACGUGGGUGAGAGCAGAGCGCUGGCCCUCGAGUAUCCCGAAGAGAGUUCCGGCAUUGGUGCGUGGCGGACGUUUGUUCUCGGUGCUAGUUUGGCUGACGCUGUGUCUCGGACGGCAACAGCCCCCAUCGACCGCCUCAAGACCCAGCUACAGUUUUAUGGCCCCAAGGCCUUUUCUCGGGGCUUCCAGGAGCUUGGUGUUGGUGGCCUUCGUUCUAUGUGGCAGGGCAAUGCUGUCAAUGUCCUGAAGGGAACGCCGCAGUCCACACUCCAGUGUCUCAUCUACGCACAGAUGAAGGUGUCCAUGCAGGGCAGAAGUCAGGGGAGUCUGAGCGUGCAGCAGCGCUUUGGCUUGGGUUGCGUGUCUGGUGCUGUGGCUCAUGCUGUCUUCUACCCUCUGGAGGUGUUGAAGGUGCGGCUCAACCUGCAGCGAGUAGGCGCCUAUCAUGGCGUAGUGGCUUGCGCUCGAUCUAUUUACCGAAACGAGCCCUUGACCUCGUUUUACAGAGGAUUUAAGCCCAGCAUCCUCUGCAUGAUCCCGUAUGCUGGAGUGGAAUGUGCAGUCCAUCAGUCUAUCAUGACCUGGGCCCAGAGCGAUCCAGCCUACAGCAGCGACUCCAGGCUCUUCUUCUUCAGUUUUGUGGCCUUUGCUUGCGGACAAGUGAGCAGCUACCCUCUGGCAGUGAUAAGAACGCAGCAGCAGGCGCAAGCUGUCUGUUCCGGCUCACAGGCCGCGUCGUCAGGCAUCCUGCAAGGGCUCAUCGGGAUAUACAAAAGACAUGGACUGCGGGGCUACUACAACGGAAUGGGGGCCAGCUUCAUCAGGGCCGUUCCGUGCGCCCUCAUGAACUUCACCUUAUGCAGAACAUUUGAAAACCUGUUUUCCUCCACAAGCACAUGAAGAGUGGCAGAGUCAUUGAAUCAUGUGCCACACAAAAUUUGCAAAAAAAAUGCAAACUUUUCCUCGUGUUUGUCAGUGUUCCAAGCAAUAAAAAAGUGGCAUUCUUGCUCAGAUCAGCCACAGGGGUUGUUCUGA